UCUCUCUGCAUUUUCUUGUUAAGAAAAUCUCAAACCUGAAAAUCCCAAAAAAAAAAAACGAAAUUUUUUUUCUUCAUUUGCAGAAAAUGGUUGAUUUAGAUUGGAAAGCAAAGAUGGUUUCUUCCGAUAUCCCAAACAAAUCGUCAAAACUCUCUGAUAAAAUCCAAGUUUCAAUUCCGAUGCCGUUUCGCUUCUCGAAUAUUUCAUCUCCGCUUUCCACCUCCGCUUCGGCUUCCUCUGCUUACGACUAUUAUCUUCGGUUACCUGAGCUGAGAAAGUUAUGGGAGACAAGGGAGUUUCCAGAUUGGCAAAAUGAGCGAGUUUUGAAGCCGGCUUUGCUCGCUUUGGAGACAACUUUCCGGUUUAUUUCGAUUGUUUUGUCAGAUCCUAGACCAUAUUCGAAUCGUCGUGAAUGGACGCGCCGACUCGAGUCACUCACCACGAGUCAGAUCGAACUCAUCGCUAUGCUGUGCGAAGAUGAAAACGAGGACAAAACUGCCGCAGGAACUGCUCCGAUCGUCGAUCUGACUUCGUCAAACGGAGUACUAAGACGUGAGAGCAGCUCCGCUGAGGUGUGGAAGAUUGACGGAGAAACGACGGUGGUGAACCGAACCAGUGAAGCCAGCUUACUGCCUCGACUGGCCACGUGGCAGAAAUCCGAAGACGUCGCACUGAAAAUCCUCUACUCCAUCGAGUGCGAGAUGAGACGGUGUCCGUAUACUCUAGGUUUGGGAGAGCCGAACCUAUCCGGCAAACCGAACCUCGAUUACGACGCCGUUUGCAAGCCGAACGAACUUCACGCGCUUAAGAAGAAUCCGUACGAUCACAUCGAGAACCACGAGAACGCGACGCUUUACACUACGCAUCAGAUUCUUGAGUCGUGGAUCCAAACGGCGAAACAAGUAUUGAAACGCAUCGUUUCGAGAAUCGACGCCGAAAGUUUCGAAGCCGCCGCCAGCGAUUGUUAUUUGAUGGAAAAGAUCUGGAAGCUUCUAUCCGAGAUCGAAGAUCUCCAUCUCUUAAUGGACCCUGGCGAUUUCCUUCACCUGAAAAGUCAGUUGCUGAUAAAAUCGGUCAGCGAAACGGAAGCGUUUUGUUUCAGAUCGAAAGGGUUGGUUGAAAUUACGAAAAUGUCCAAGGAGUUGAAACAUAAGGUCCCCCUUAUUUUGGGCGUCGAGGUGGAUCCAAAAGGUGGGCCCAGGAUUCAGGAAGCUGCGAUGAGAUUGUACGCUGAGAAGCAGGAGGUUAAUAAGGUCUUUUUGCUACAAGCUUUCCAAGCCAUCGAAGGUGCCUUGAAACGGUUCUUUUAUGGGUACAAGCAAGUGCUGGUGGUGGUUAUGGGGAGUUUGGAAGCGAAAGGGAACCGAGCCGUGGCGAGUUCCUACUCAGGUGACGCAUUGAGUCAGAUAUUCUUGGAGCCUACUUAUUUCCCUAGUCUGGAUGCGGCUAAGACCUUUUUGGGCGAGUAUUGGGGUCACGAACAGGGUGGGUCUGGGUUGACUCGGUGGAACAAGUGAUGACGACUCGGGCCAGUCGUUUGAUUGGGAACUUUAGUUUGGUAUAAAAUAUAUUACAGAAAUGAAAAAGAAAAAAGAUUAAUUAUUUAAAAUAUAUUACAGAAAUGAAAAAGAAAAAAGAUUAAUUAUUCUUUGUAGUUUUGGGAGCAAUUAUUGUUUGUAUGCUGUAAAAUUUUUGUACACUUCAUAUUCUUGUAAAAUGGAAAUUCAUGUACCCUGUUAUUAUAAAAAUAUUUUUUAUUAAAAAAAUC
Messenger RNA from Durio zibethinus, 1768 nucleotides. RefSeq names its product nematode resistance protein-like HSPRO2. Gene Ontology annotation, biological process: defense response. NCBI's taxonomy places the organism in Eukaryota, Viridiplantae, Streptophyta, Magnoliopsida, Malvales, Malvaceae. Gene Ontology annotation, molecular function: heme binding; metal ion binding. The record is from RefSeq and is a predicted model, not a curated record.